AUGUUCCAUGGAUUGCCAAGUGAAGACCCCAUUGACCACCUUGAUGAGUUUGAUAGGCUUUGUGAUUUGACAAAGAUCAAUGGUGUCUCUGAAGAUGCCAUCAAGCUGAGACUCUUUCCUAUGUCUCUAGCUGACAAAGCUCACCAAUGGGAGAAGAGCUUGCCCCAUGGCACAAUCACCACUUGGGAUGAAUGCAAGAAGGCCUUUCUUGCUAAGUUUUUCUCCACCGGUCGCACAGCCAAGCUUAGAGGAGAGAUAUCCAGCUUCAUCCAGCGAAACAAUGAGACAUUCGCAGAGGCUUGGGAGAGGUUCAAAGGCUACACAAGUCAGUGCCCACACCAUGGAUUCAACAAUGAAUCACUACUCUCCACUCUUUAUAGAGGAUGCUUGCCUAGGUAUAGGGAGAUGCUAGACACAGCUAGCAAUGGGAACUUCCUCAACCAGGAUGUAGAUGAUGGCUGGCAACUUGUGGAGAACAUAGCUAACUCAAAUGGAAGCUAUGGAGAAGAGUAUGAUCGCACCAAUCGGAGCUCGACCCACCACUCGAUCGAGUCAGACGAAAAGUUGAGAAAAGAUGUUAAGGCAUUGAAUGAGAAGUUGGAUAAGCUGAUCCUAGCUCAGUCCACAAUGAAGAAAGUCAACUUUGUGUCUGCUGAGGAGAUGGAACCAGUCCAAGAAGGGGAGGAUACACAAUUUGCUGAGGUGUGCUACAUGAGCAAUGGGCAAGGAGGUUACAACAAAGGAUACUAUAAUUACAAGUCCAACCCUGCCAUGUCAUACCGCAACACUGAUGUUGCUAACCCUCAGGACCAAGUAUAUCCUCAACAACAAGCAGCUCGAUCGAGUCAAGGCUUUCCCCACCAACCACCCCAGCCUGCACCUUCACAAGAGAAUGAGCUCAAGGCAAUGCUAAAGCAACUACUUCAAGGGCAAGCUGAUGGGGUAGUGGACACAAGCAAGAAGCUAGCUGAAAUAAACUCUAAGAUCGAGAACCUCAACACAAGGGUUUACUCUCUGGAGAAUCAUGCUUCUUCUGUUGCUGCUGCUACAAAGCAAGGACAACUACCUGGUAAAGCUAUUCAGAACCCCAAGGAACAGUGCAAGGUCAUCUUCACUCAAGAAGGACUUGUUGAAGAAGAGGAUCAAGAAAGGGUCAUUGAAGAUUUUUGUUUACUGCUGAAUGAUGAAGAGAUUGUUGCUGCUGAGGCUCCUGGAGUCCAGAUUGAUCAACCAGAAGUGCAGCACCUACUGUGGCCAUUCACACUUCACCAGUUGAGCUCGCACACAAGCUCGAUCGGCAGCUCGAUCGAGUCCAACUCUAGCUCGAUCGAGUCCGACCUCUUCUGUCCCAGCCUGUUUUGCUUGAUCCUUACCAACCGGUUGCCGCUUCCUCGUCUCGCCUACUUAGUCAAGGUCACAAGGAAGUGA
Messenger RNA from Microthlaspi erraticum, 1428 nucleotides. Lineage: Eukaryota; Viridiplantae; Streptophyta; Magnoliopsida; Brassicales; Brassicaceae. The record is from the annotation of a GenBank genome assembly.